Closterium sp. NIES-65 is the source of this 2553-nucleotide messenger RNA. NCBI's taxonomy places the organism in Eukaryota, Viridiplantae, Streptophyta, Zygnematophyceae, Desmidiales, Closteriaceae. The record is from the annotation of a GenBank genome assembly.
AUGGCCGCGGCGCUCCGCGCUGGGCGAAUCAGCGCCGCCGAUUUCCCGCUCGCCGCGGCCAGACUCGCAGCAGCGUGGAACGCGGCGGAAGACGCGCAGUCGAUUGGCGAGGCGACUCGCAGCUCCCCCGCGGCGGCAGACGCGCGGCGGAGUGGACGAGCGGAGAGCGAAAAGGCAGCGUGGGCAGCGGCGCAAAGUGGAGGGGGUGGUUCCGCGAUAGCGCGGUAUGCGGCGGCAGACGCGGUGGGCGAACGGCAGGGAGUGGAGUGCGCUCGCUGUGAGGGGCGCGCGGAGGGCGUGAUAUGGCAGUGGGUUGCGGCGCGGGCGUCGUCUCUGGCAGUGGGAGGUGAGCGCGCCUCGAGUGAGCGAAUGCACACCUCGGGAGAGAGGAUCAUGGUCAUCAACUUCCCUAAGCUCACCCUCCCUGCCCACUCCGUCCCUUUCCCCAGACGCAUCCCUCCUUUUCAACCUCUCACGUGCCACUGCCAUCGCAUCUCCCCGCCUCACCCUGUCGUCUCAUCCACCCUCCCUCCCUCCCUCCCUCCCUCCCUCCUUCCCUCCCUCCCUCCCUCCCUCCCUCCCUCCCUCCCUCCCUCCUUCCCUCCCUCCCUCCCUCCCUCCCUCCCUCCCUCCCUCCCACCCACCUACCGCCCUGUGCCAGGCGGCUACCUCACCACGCUCCACCCGCUGCUGCUGCACCGCACACGCACUCCCCACCACCACACCCAGCAGCACAGCCAGCAGCAGGGGUGCUGCUGCGAUGGCGGCUGCAAGGAGGAAGCGAGAAGCCACGACGCGCUGCCUGCUGCGUGCACUGCUCACCACCACCCACCUCUUCUCUUCACUCUCCCGGUUGACCCGGUUGACCCGGUUGACCCGGUUGACUGGGUUGAUGCGGUUGACUUGAGUGGCGAGGAGGCGCACGACCCUGCCACUCUGCACUGCUGCGCACAUCCCCGCCACAACACAGCGCCGCCAGGAGCAGAUGCAGGAGCAGCAGUAGUUGCAGAGGCGUCAACCCCAUUACAGUCACGGCUGCAUGCACCCUUGCCAGCAGCAGCACAGGCAGAACGGCACACAGCCGGACCAAGAGAACUGGACGCUGUGUUGAGAGAUGAGAGCCGGGUGUCUGGCAAAGCAGCAUGUGGAACGAGGAGUGUUCAGCAUUCAUGGGACGUGGCUUUGAGUGACGUGGCAUCAAGUGACACGGUGGCAUUGGUGCAUUGCCACGUGGUGUUUGAUGCUGUCUUCUCCGUGCCACAACUGCUGCUCCUGCCAUGCUGCCCAGACGGCCGCCCCCUGCCCUGGCAGGACCUCUUUGCCUUCCUGCCUCGCCUCCCCGACCACCCCUUGCUGCCCUCACCCCUGCCCUCCGCCCCUCUUCCGCCCACCGCACAUGACCCCUCUCUGGACACCUGGCACCUGCUCACGCCCCUGGUACGCCCCCACCCACAAGUUCCAUCGCUCAUGCUCUCACCACCAACCCGCACCUGCCAUGACUUGCCGUGCCCCAAGCACCAUGCAUGGACCAUUGGCUGUGGCCCGCACUCGAAGCUGUGCUGCACUGCAUGCAUGCCUUCCCUUCGCCUCUCCUCACUCAUUCACUCGUCAUUGUUGGACGCACAGCGUUGCUCGCUGCCCAUUUCCAAGGCUUUGAUCUGCCACGUGAUUGCCCUCACUGCACUUCCAUUGCACUGUGCACUGUGUGCUGCCCUCCCCAUGCUGCCCUCCCCAUGCCACCCUCCCCAUGCCACCCUCCCCAUGCCACCUUCCCCAUGCCACCCUCCCCAUGCCACCCUCCCUAUGCCACCCUCCCCAUGCCACCCUCCCCAUGCCACCCUCCCCAUGCCACCCUCCCCAUGCCACCCUCCCCAUGCCACCCUCCCCAUGCCACCCUCCCCAUGCCACCCUCCCCAUGCCACCCUCCCCAUGCCACCCUCCCCAUGCCACCCUUACCCUCCCCAUGCCACCCUCCCCAUGCCACCCUCCCCAUGCCACCCUCCCCAUGCCACCCUCCCCAUGCCACCCUCCCCAUGCCACCCUCCCCAUGCCACCCUCCCCAUGCCACCCUUCCCAUGCCACCCUCCCCAUGCCACCCUCCCCAUGCCACCCUCCCCAUGCCACCCUCCCCAUGCCACCCUCCCCAUGCCACCCUCCCCAUGCCACCCUCCCCAUGCCACCCUCCCCAUGCCACCCUUCCCAUGCCACCCUCCCCAUGCCACCCUCCCCAUGCCACCCUCCCCAUGCCACCCUCCCCAUGCCACCCUCCCCAUGCCACCCUCCCCAUGCCACCCUCUCCGUGCUGCCAGGAGCAUCCCUUCCUGGGCCGGCCCUGCAUGGCCCUUCACCCCUGCAACACUCCCGCAGCCAUGGCGCUCCUGCUGCACGCUGCUGCUACAGCUGAUGCUGCUGCUGCUGCAGGCAGCAACACAUAGUGGUACCGCUGUGGACGGGGACAAGCAGGCAGACGUGUGGGUGCAAGUUGGGCACAGGGGUGGGCAUGGCAUGUCAUGCCUCAACGAGCACUAUGCACUGCCCAUGCACUGCUUCUGA